Cooperia oncophora is the source of this 405-nucleotide messenger RNA. The record is from the annotation of a GenBank genome assembly. Lineage: Eukaryota; Metazoa; Nematoda; Chromadorea; Rhabditida; Trichostrongylidae.
AUGUCACAUAAAGUUGGCGUUUUGGAUGUCACUUCAGCGGAUUUUGAUGUGGACGCAUAUUUGAGCUCACAGCUCAAGGAGAAGAACCUUGAUGAACUCGUCAAGGAGGAAGAAGAAAUGGUUUCCUCAGUCAGGCGCUUAGACUCUGAUGUUCACCAACUAGUCUACGAAAACUACAACAAAUUCUUGACAGCGACGAGCACUGUGAGAAAGAUUCAAGACGAAUUCAACCUUCUGGACAGUGAAAUGGAAUCUCUAAGUAGAAAUAUGAAAAAUAUUUCUGGUUUGAUUGGCGAAUUAAGUGGUGUCCUUGGAGGAGGACGAGAAGGUGUGGCACAACUGGGAAGCUCCUAUAAAGUCGUGAAGAGUUUGCAGUCUCUCUUCGAUCUGCCUAACAUUCUUCAG